Harpegnathos saltator (Jerdon's jumping ant) is the source of this 1990-nucleotide messenger RNA. It is a transcript of the gene Sil1, whose product is annotated as Sil1 nucleotide exchange factor. Bases 447 to 1868 code for a protein of 473 amino acids. Gene Ontology annotation, cellular component: endoplasmic reticulum. The record is from RefSeq and is a predicted model, not a curated record. The transcript has 4 exons. Gene Ontology annotation, molecular function: adenyl-nucleotide exchange factor activity. Lineage: Eukaryota; Metazoa; Arthropoda; Insecta; Hymenoptera; Formicidae.
UUGGAGGAUAGAAUAAUUUCGCGUGGAAUUUCGAGGCGAACGGACGAACGAGGCAGCCCAUUCGCGUUUUUUUCUCGUAUCGAUUGUGAAUUAAAUCUCUGUUAAAAAAAAUAAUAUUCGAUUAUGGCGCGAUUUAAAAGACAAUCGCGGCAACAUCGCGCAGCCCGAUUGGCCGAUCGAGCAGCUCUGGUGGCGAACACACGGAACCAUCAUCGGCACAUUGGACCACAUUGACGGAAUAAAUAACGGACGCAACACGUGAAUAACGCUCGAGUCUCGUGUAAAAUGUCAUGUGUAGCGCUAUUCUGAGGAUCACACGUCGCACAUUUUGUUGGUCAAUGACGAGCGGCUUGCGCGCGUCUUCGUGAGGGAUCCAAUCGUGCUCUCGAGAAAAAUCGCGCAUCAUUGUUGCGUCCGCUGUGGCCUUCGGCUACGUGCUAGUCAGAAUGCGUGCCGACACGUACAUACUGCUGAUUUACCUAUCGUUCGCGAUUUUCGGCGGAGCCGAAAAAAAUGAGAGCGCCUUUGUGGCGACGCACGAGUGGCAGACGGUGAAGAAAGGAACCCCUAUCCCAAAGGGACUUCAUGUGAGACAUAAUUUUAUGACUGGAGUAACAGAAGCUAAAUUAAUGGACGAUGCAGAGGAAGUAAAGGAAGAUGAUGAAACUGUGAAUCGAUCAGAUUCCAAGUCACUGACUCUACAUCCUGAUAAAUCGGUACUAGAGACUGAAGAAGCAGAUUCUGUGGAGGUGAAGAAGAAAUCAAAAUCUUUGAAAUUUCCAAUUGAUGAAUUAAAGGCGAGAUUGGAAAAACUCAAGCAAGGAGAAGCGGACAUGAUAAACACGAAUGAUGGAGAAACCAGAACCAAAACUGGAAAACACUUUAAACGUUUUUAUGAAAUUGUAAAAGAGGAGCUUAAUGCUCUAAAGAUUAAUGUUACAAGUGAUUCCGAAUUAUUAAAAAGAUUUUUUCAGAAAUUUCUCUCUUAUAAAAAUAGUAUCACUGCAGGAACAUUAACCAGUGUAGAAAUUGAAGAAGUUUUGGAUAUUUUGAACAAUUUAGAAUAUCUUCUUCAUCAAAUUGACAACGCUAAAAUAUUCUCAGACAUGGAGGGAUUGAUCAAGAUUAUAUCACCAUGUCUCAAUGGAACUAAUAAUGAGAUAAAAGCAGAAGCAUUACGGCUUUUAGGAGCAGCUGUCCAAUCGAAUCCAAAAGUACAAGCUAAAGCAUUAGAAAAUGAUUUUAUCCAAAAAGUAUUGCACGUUUUAUCCACAAGCAGUAAACCUGAAGUAAAGUCCAGAUGCCUCUUUGCUCUAAGUGCCUUAAUACGUCAGUUCCCUGCUGCUCAGAAAGCUUGGAUCGAUCAUGGUGGUUUACAGCUGCUUGGCAAAAUUUUGUAUGAUGAUCAAUUGCAGAUACAGAUGAAAGCAAUGAAAUUAAUUAAUGAUCUAACAAUUGAGAGACAAAAUUUACAAGAGAUCUAUGAUGUAGAACAGCGCCAACAGAAAAUGAGAGAAUAUGCCAUUACUGAUUUUGAACAAAGGUUAUUGAGGCAUGAUUAUUGUAAACUUUUGAGCAACUUGAUGAUCAAGUGUUUCAAGGAGAAGUUAUCUGGCAAAUUUAGUAUAGAAAAUAAUGAUUUUCUUGAAGUAGUUUCCGACAGCAUGAUUACAGUAUCUCCUAUUUGUAAAAAUGAAUUCAAAGAAAUUAAGCUUCUGCUCAUACCUGUCAUAGAUAAUCUCUUGCAUUUAUAUAAAAAUCUGAAUAUUAAACUCACCGUCGAUGAAACCGACGUUUUAAAGAGUUUAAUAUUGCUGAUUGAAAGAUUGAAAGUUACUAUUUCUGAAACACCUCAUGAUGAACUGUGAAUAGUUUGAGUUUAUAUCUAAAACAAUCAAAUAUAUACGAAAGUUCUCAGAGAUUUUAAUUCCAGCUUUGUGUUAAAACUGAUGUAAAAUUAUAAUCAUGCACCAGGUGCAAUAAUAUAGAA